GCGACCCAGGGCUCGACCGGACCGCUUUCCCCGUGGCUCCAGUCAGACGCCAAAGCGGGAGAACUUCCGGUGCGUUUCCGCGGUACCAGAACGUGGGGCGAGGCGCUGUUCUGGAAGACAAAGAAAAAGGGUUUUUUUGGUCACCUACCACUGGCCCCAUGGCUGCCUUGCAGAUGGAUCCUGAGCUAGCCAAGCGCCUCUUCUUUGAAGGGGCCACUGUUGUCAUCCUGAACAUGCCCAAGGGAACAGAGUUUGGGAUUGACUGUAACUCCUGGGAGGUGGGGCCCAAGUUCCGGGGCGUGAAGAUGAUCCCUCCAGGCAUUCACUUCCUCUACUACAGCUCUGUGGACAAGGCUAAUCCGAAGGAAGUAGGCCCUCGUAUGGGUUUCUUCCUUAGUCUGCACCAGCGGGGGCUGACAGUGCUGCGCUGGAGCACACUCAGGGAAGAGGUAGACCUGUCCCCAGCCCCAGAGUCUGAGGUGGAAGCCAUGAGGGCCAACCUCCAGGAGCUGGACCAGUUCCUGGGGCCUUACCCAUAUGCCACCCUGAAGAAGUGGAUCUCACUCACCAACUUCAUCAGCGAAGCCACAGUGGAGAAGCUGCAGCCUGAGAACCGGCAGAUCUGUGCCUUCUCCGAUGUGCUACCUGUGCUCUCCAUGAAGCACACCAAGGACCGCGUGGGGCAGAAUCUACCCCGCUGUGGCACUGAGUGCAAGAGCUACCAAGAGGGACUGGCCCGGCUACCAGAGAUGAAGCCCAGAGCUGGGACAGAGAUCCGCUUCUCAGAGCUACCCACGCAGAUGUUCCCAGCGGGUGCCACGCCAGCAGAGAUAACCAAGCACAGCAUGGACCUGAGCUAUGCCCUGGAGACUGUGCUCAACAAGCAGUUCCCCAGCAGCCCCCAGGAUGUGCUUGGUGAACUCCAGUUUGCUUUUGUGUGCUUCCUGCUGGGGAAUGUGUACGAGGCAUUUGAGCAUUGGAAGCGGCUCCUGAACCUCCUGUGCCGGUCAGAAGCAGCCAUGGUGAAGCACCACACUCUCUACAUCAACCUCAUCUCCAUCCUGUACCACCAGCUUGGUGAGAUCCCCGCUGACUUCUUUGUAGACAUUGUCUCCCAAGACAACUUCCUCACCAGCACCUUACAGGACGAUGUUUUCUGCUCCCUGUCAUCUUUGGUGGGAGGGCCAAUCAUAGUACCUCACCCUGUCCUUCCACUCACCGGGACAGACACACAACACUAGCUAGGCCAACUGGCAUCUUCCCUGGGAUGCUUCUUCAAGAAGGCGCAAAAGGACCCCACUUGCUUUUAGAGCUGUGGCUCUAGAAGACUCUCAGUUAGACCUACUGGGGUCAUCAUCCCCAUCACAGAAAGUCCUUGUACCUGAAGUGAGGGUGAGCCCAACACAGAAGGAAGCUGAGCUGAGAGACAAGAGCAAGAGAAGCCAAGAAAAAUAUCUGGAGCACCUGGAUCCAGCCUCACCUGCAUCCCACAAUCCUUGGGCUUCCUCCUACAUGAGCCAAUACAGUACCUUUUAAUUUGAGCCCGCUUUAUGACAGGUUUUUGCUAAAGAAUCCUGAUUCACUCCUGCAUUGUGAUGCUUUGGACUUCAUUGCCUGCCCGCCUGUAAAACUCCUAAGAUGUCAAAGCUGAAAGGGGCUUUAGAGACCACAGUCUCAUCCUACAGUUGGUGAAACGAGGGAAAGAACUUGUCCAAGGUCACGUGGUGCAUCGUUUCCUGCCCAGCAGCAAGGAAAAGAGCUUGAACUCACUGCCCAGCAGCCCGGACGGCGCUGUGGCCUCUGCGAUGGCAUUGCAGUGCUUAGUGGCUAUUGAUCUGUUGUUUUGGAUGUGUUACCCAGACAGGACUGCCACUGCCACACGAGCGCAUGUGCAGCCCAGGGAGAGCUCUAGGGCGGGGCCAGAGCGGGGGUGGGGAGGGCAUCGUUGCUGCUGCUUCAGCCCCUGUCGGGAGAGAAUGAGAAAAUGGUGGUGAACAAGACCUUGCUGAUACUCACUGUGGGCCAUGUGCCAUGUUAAAUGGGCACAGUAGCUUUACAUUCGUUCUUCUCAGCCUUGCAGCGUCCCUAUGAAGUAGGUGCUAUGGGAAUCCCUGUUUUGUCAGUGGGAAAACAGGAAUUUCCUAGUGGUCACACUGCGAUUGAGCCACACGCUUGGACUAACCGGGGUCAGCCUGACUCCAGAGCCUGACUCUUGCACCAAGGAGGGGCAAAAUCAGGCAGGCCACAUGGAUGAGUAGAGGCCCACGUGAGGACUGUGGGAGAGCGUGCCUCGGCUCCCCAGCUCUGGCCCAGGGCAGCCAAUUCAAGGCAGACUUGUCAGAGCUUCCAGUUUUUCAAGAGAAGCCGGAAAUCUGGACUUUUAUGUGAAAUGUCUCUAUUUUUAAAUGUUGGCAAAGAAAUUCAGAUUUAAAAAAAAAGCACACACACACACUGUGCAAGGCAACCCAAACCACAUUUGCAAGCCAGUGGAUUGCAGCUUUUCGACUUUACUAUAUUCUUUCUGUGGCUGCAGGAAGCUGUUCUAACCCACAGGACUCUGUCCGUCACCUGGCAGGAGAGCGGACCUACCUGGAUGUGGUUAGGAUGCCACCCUGCCCUGCUUACACUCACUCAUUUCUGAGUGUGUGUCAGAGGCCAGCCAGUGCCAGAAGCAGGGGUUGGGCGGGGCGGGUGGUGGGGCACGUGUGCUUGCCGGGGAGGGCCAGGAGCACAGAAGAAGCCUCCUUAUUCAAUGUUACAGGUGAGGAAAUUGAGACCAAGUGAGGCCAUAUAAACAGCUGGGUCCCCGGCGACACAUGGAAAGAGCUGCUGGGACCGGGUCCAAGGUCUUCCCGAACUGUAAGUAUGGUCCUCUGAGCACACAUUACCCUGCUGUUGGCCUUUUGGCUGGUAGAGGAGACACCUGGAUUCUGGGAUGUGGCAGAGCCCAGCCUUGCCCAUGAUAAGGAUAAUAAGGAAGUCACUGAAACUCUGUGAGCCCCAGUUUCUCCAUCUGUAAAAUGGGCAUGUCCUCUGUAAAACAGAAGCAUUGGCUCUACCCCCACGCCCAUGUAAAACUAUGGCCCCCAGCCCCAGAGGGGUAGAGCGUGGCAGACUCCUCACCUCCAGGAGCAGGGCACUGAGCCAAAGAUACCUGCAGCCCCUCUGCGGUGCCUCUGGGGCUGGGACUGUUCUGGGCACGCGCUGAGUUAUGGUGACACAUCCAGAGCUGAGUCUGUCUCUCCCGCCCGCCCAGUCCUCUGGGAAAGGAGUGGGGGUCAGGAAGGUGAGGGGGGCUUCAUUUCCAGGUCACCAUCCUCAGGCCUGGGCCUGACACAGAGGAGAAUGAGCGGGAGGGUGGAUGAACAGCAUCCUAACAGUAGUUCUCGUCCACACCCUGCACCCAUGUGCCAAGCUCUUAGUUUACGCCAUGCUUCAUCCCAGCGGAGUCUUGUGCUGUGGGGGAAGCUGCAGCCUUGCCCUCACCAUGCAUGCACCCCUGCUUUUCAGGAGGUGGCUCCCAACUCUCCCCAGGGCUCAGAGUUGUCCCCGAGACCCUGACCCAGGCCCAGCCAGGGCAGCCAUCCCCAGAUUUCCUUGGCAUACUGGGUGUCAGCUGCCUCCCCCCAUCCUUGGCCUGGUGGGACCUGGGGGCUCUCAGCUACCCAGGCAGGAGAUCAGCCCCCAGCAGAACGGCCCUACCUCAGCCUCUCUGUGUCUUUGAGGGUUCUCAGCGCUUCACGUGGCCUCAGAAACUACUUCUCAGCCUGAGGGUCCCCACAAGGCUUUGGACUGAUGCCCCCUGCCUCAGCUUGACUGAUCGAGGUUGAGCCUCAUGGCCCCCAGAGGGCAGGGCUGAGACCCAUAGGGUGAAGCCACAGGAGGCAGAUGGAAAACCUUAGUGUGAGGUACAACUUACCAUCAAAGCUGCCUACAAUGGAAUGGGCUCUUUUUAAGAGGUAAGUUUUCUGUUCCCAGAGAUUUGAAAGUAAAACUUGCAGCCGAUGGGGCUAACACACAUCUGCUAGGACAGUAGCCUCACUAAAUGACUGAGGUUCCCUUCCAGUUCUUAGACCACGAAUCUCCUUUCUAGGGUUUUCCUCCCCAGUCCACCCCCUAAGACAGACACAGGCCUUCGCAGGCCUGAUUCAGGGUGGAGGAAGGGGAGUCCCAGGUUGAAGGCGAGUUGUUUGCAACCCACAACUGGGCUCAGGAGCAGGGACGCUGCAACCCAGCUGCUUUUCUGCAGGGCCUUCACCUGUCCUGCAAGGACCAAGGCCAAGGCUGCUAUGAGCCCCCCAUCUGACCCAAGAGGUUCCCACAAUGGUCCUGGGUGGUGGGUCCGGCCAUUGGGUAGGUGUGGGAGCUGGGGGUUGCAGGUUCAACUUGGCGAAAUGUCAGUACACCCACAGGGUCAGGCAGCUUUUCAGGGGCCCAAGGCCAUGGAGCUCCAAAGGAGGGCAGCAGGGAGCACGCAGAGAACUGUCCCCACCCAGCUCCCCUCCCACAGGCUCCACGGAUCACACUCUGUCUCUCUCGCACGCUCCAGGAGAGACACGGCAGCACACACACAGGCAGACACAACCAGCACCCACAUCUGAGCGCUCACACACAUCAGACGCGUGCGCGUCGUGCAGAGACGCCCACAUGGAGACACAGAUACACACCCUCCCGGAGUCACACAGACGACACCCACGUGCACGCGGGCACAAACACAGGCCCUGCCUACUUCCGAACCAACUCCACCUCCAGCAUGGCCACCCUGGCUGGGGAAGGUAGGCCGGCCGGGUGGGUGCCCUGGAUCAGCCUCCUUGCCCUGGGAGUCCUGAUCAUCUGGAAGCCAUGGCCUGCCCUGCCCAUUGGAGGUCUGCAGGGCCAGGGGCUGCCUGGAGGCAACACAGUAGUUCAGCAGCGCCCUGGGGUCAGCUGAUCUGGGUCAGGUCUCAGCUUUCCCACCUUCUGGCUCUGUGACCUGGGCAAGUCACUGGACCUCGCUGAGCUUCAGCUUCCUCAUCUGGAAAAUGGGUAUAACAUAGUGCCAACCCUUGAGUCCUGUGAUCUCUGUAGCCCCCAGGCCUGGAAUAUCCUAGAUGUUCAGUAAACAGAGACUGUUGCUGUCGCUCCAGGGCGAGGGCUCCAUUGGCAAAUGGCCACUCACCCAUUGCAGACUGGCAUUUGGUGAGUGCACCAUAUUGGUGAGCUAUUAUUUUCAUGUCUACUUCGGGGGGCUACCUCGGGCCUGAACUUCACUUGUGGGGACUCAGGAUGUAGGCCUCCAUGUCCAGACUGGCAAAGAGAACCCCAUUCCUCUGGCAAAGACAGGGCUGAGCUAGGUAGUCUUAAACAAUAAGCAGCCACUCAGCUAGAACUUUGACUGGAAUAUUCACAGCGUAAUGCCAUAGCAUUCCAGAACCACAGCUGCAAAAACCAGAGGCUCUUGCCAGUGUGUUUUAGACUCUCAAAGAUCUUGAAGCACAAAUCUCAGAAUGUCAGAGCUGUACAGAGGCCUUGGAGACAUCUAGUUCAGCUGUCUUGUUCCUAAGAUGGAAUCCCAGAGUCCAUUCCAGACCAGUGUGACAGAAAUUGGAAACUGAGGCCCAGAGAGGGUGAGCGACUGAGCAAAGUUGCACAGUGAGUUAGUGGAAGUGUCGAGACCAGACCCCUGGUCCCGGCUUUGUAGCAAGUUUAGAUUCAGCCCCUCUAUGGAGACCCGGAGGAAGGAAGGCAGAAGAAGAAACAUUUGGGCCAAAGUGAGGAUUUUCUAGAGAACUGUUUUUGAAAAAUCAAACCAAAAAGAAAAAUGGGAAAAAGGUGCUGGCUUCCCCUUAUUUUCUGCCUGUCUUCCUCUGGGCACUCGCUCUCUGCAGCUCUCAGCCAUUCCAGCUCUGCUCACAAGCUGCUUCCAGCCGCCCACGGGCUUCCUAAAAUGGUCUCUGCAAGCUAAUUCCAGAGGGUGAAUGGCAGAGAGCAGGCCUGCAGGGAGUGGGGGGGGAGGGGGAGUGCACUUCCUUAGCCGACGCAGGUGCAGACAGACUCCACAUCAGUGUUGCACCGGCUGUCCCCAGCUCCAACCCCCUCCCCAGGUGCUUCCAUGGCCCCCAGCUGCCGGGACCAGGGGGCCCGGCUUUCACCUCUCACUGCCUGACCUCUUGGAAUAAGUUAUUUUUCCUUCUUAAAUAAUUAAUUUUUAAAAUUUUGUAAUAAUACGUAUUUAUCAUCGAAUAAUCAGGAAAGUAUAAAGAAGAAAAUUAAGAUCACCUGUAAUCAGCUCCUCUAAAUGAAACAACCAUUAGCAAUUAAGCAUAUAUCCUUCCAGUCUUAGGACUCAGCACAUAUUACAGAGGGGCUGAUUCAGUACAUAAUGUUCUAAAUCCUGUUCUUUCCUUCCAAUCAUAUAUUCACAAGCAUCUUUCUAGUCAACAGUUGCACUUCCACAGCAUGAUUUUUAGUGGCUGCAUGGCACCUUGCAUGUGACUACACCACGCUUUACUCAGCCAAUCCCCAAUGCCCAGCGUUUUAGCUUGUGUCCAUUUCUCCCCUGUGAGAAACAGUACAUGGUUUAUUCUUGUAGUUACAUCUUUGUAAUCAACCUAGUUAUUUCCGUAGGACAACUUCCUGGAAUUGGAAUUACUGGCCAAAGGGUUUAUACUUUUUUAAAAAGAUAAAAUGCAAAAUUAUAAUACUGUCCUGUCUUCCUAUAAUGAAUGUGUAAUAAUUAGGUAAUAAAUAAAAAUUAGAAAAUAUAGAUAAGGAAAAAUACGAGGAAAAAAAUCAUAACUUUCCCCAAAUCUGACUACCAAGAUAUGGUCAAGAAUGCUGCUGGAAAGCAUCUAGACUUUUUUGUAUGUGUGUGUGUACACAUAUAAUGGGAUUAUACUAUACAUGCUGUUUUGUAAAACUGAUCAUUUGUUCAUGUCGAUACAUAAAUUUACAUUCACAGUAUCACUUUUUUUUUUUUUUUU
This is a messenger RNA of Cercocebus atys (sooty mangabey), 6962 nucleotides long. It is a transcript of the gene AAR2, whose product is annotated as AAR2 splicing factor homolog (S. cerevisiae). Gene Ontology annotation, biological process: spliceosomal tri-snRNP complex assembly. NCBI's taxonomy places the organism in Eukaryota, Metazoa, Chordata, Mammalia, Primates, Cercopithecidae. The coding region runs from base 159 to 1241 and encodes 360 amino acids. The transcript has 4 exons. The record is from RefSeq and is a predicted model, not a curated record.